AUGGAUAAAUCGAACAAGAUGGAGGUCAACUCCGCGGCUUCGGCGGCUGCCGAAGGAGACAUUGCUUCUUAUACCGAGGGUGAUGUUGACCGUCUCCAGUCUAUGGGCUAUGUACAAACUCUAGAACGCAAAUUCUCUCUAUUCGGCCUUAUUGGAAUUUGCUUCUCUUUAACUAAUUCUUGGUGGUGCGUCUCUGCGGCUCUCGUUACCGGACUCGGCUCGGGAGGCUCAGCAUUGCUUCUCUACGGUACCACUCUACUCUUUAUUGUCUCCCUAGCCAUCGCUGUGUCUCUCGGCGAGCUUGUUAGUGCCUAUCCAAACGCAACGGGCCAGUCCUUCUGGGUCCGGGAGCUUGCACCGGCAAGCAUCGCUCGGCAAGCUAGUUACACCACCGGGUGGCUUAUCUGGGUCGGAUCCGUGUUUGCCUGUACCAGUGUGGCAUCCGCCAUGGGAUCUGCUCUCGUUGGGACAUAUGCAUUGACCCAUCCCGAUUUUGUUCCCCAGACAUGGCAUGUCUUUGUCGCCUUCCAAGUCUUCAACAUGUUUGUCUUUGCCUUCAACUGCUAUGGCCCAAUUCUUCCCAAGCUUGGGCAAGUGUUCCUCCUCGUCAGCCUGGCCUCUUUCGGCGCGAUACUAGUUACUGUUCCUGCUGUGGCGGAUAAACAUCAGCCAGCGACAUUUGUUUUCGCCACAUUCACCAACCUGACGGGAUGGAGUAACAACUUCAUGGCGUUUGCUGUAGGCCUGAUAAACGCCAACUGGGGCUUCAGCUGCUUGGACUCGGCUGUUCACUUGGCCGAGGAAACAGCACAUCCCGAGAGGGUUAUUCCACUUGUUAUCGUCGCAGUUGUGGUUAUCGGCUUUGUAACAUCGUUCUGUUUUCUUAUCGCGAUGCUCUUCAGCAUUCAGUCGAUCGAAAAGUUCCUCGAAGCUGCCGUGCCCAUUAUCGAGCUUUUCUCACAAGUCUGUCCGGCAACAGCAGGGGCAGUCGUUCUUGAGAGUCUCAUCAUCGCUACAGGAGUGGGCUGCCUUAUGGGUUGUCAGACGUGGUCAUCCCGCCUUCUCUGGUCGUUUGCACGCGACGGCGGUGUUCCGUUCCACUCACGCCUCGAAAUGGUUGACAGCCGACUAGACGUUCCCUUGGCGGCACACAUGACAAAUACAGCCCUGGUGGCAAUAGUAGGCUGUAUCUAUAUGGCGUCGACGACGGCCUUCAACGCCAUGAUUAUUGCCUGCAUCGUCUUCCCAAACCUGUCAUACGCUGUGCCAAUACUUUCGCUUCUCUACCAUGGACGAACAAAUCUUAUCCAUGGACCUUUCUGGCUAGGCAGAUUGGGCCUCGUCUGCAACAUCGUGGCGCUGCUGUGGAUUAUCUUCACUCUUGUUUUCUACUCCUUUCCGGCCGUCAUGCCCGUUUCUACUGGUAAUAUGAAUUACGUUUGUGCUAUCUACGGACUGGUUGGCAUUAUUAUCUCUAUUGAUUGGUUCUCCCGCGGCAAGAAGGUUUACCGCUCAGCUAUGAAUGCGGAGGGAGAAGCAGCAGCCAUGACAAACUAA
Fusarium odoratissimum NRRL 54006 is the source of this 1557-nucleotide messenger RNA. RefSeq lists its product as uncharacterized. The coding region runs from base 1 to 1557 and encodes 518 amino acids. The transcript has 3 exons. The record is from RefSeq and is a predicted model, not a curated record. Gene Ontology annotation, cellular component: membrane. Gene Ontology annotation, biological process: transmembrane transport. Lineage: Eukaryota; Fungi; Ascomycota; Sordariomycetes; Hypocreales; Nectriaceae. Gene Ontology annotation, molecular function: transmembrane transporter activity.